UUCUCUCUCUCAUUCACUCGCCACCAUUCCUCCUCUCUUUUUCUCACAAUACCAUUUUAUCUUCCAGGAAGAUUCCCGAAACGGCCACCAAACUUGUCGUUUUUUUUUCCAUUUCUGAUCUAUCACCGAAUCCAAAUUUCUACUUCAAGUCUCACUCAGCUUAUUGAAUCAGCGUAAUAAUUCUGUAAUUCCAGUGCCCAUCUCCACAACCACCCCUUCUCUUCACUUUUCUUGCUUUGUCGAAACCCACUUUGUUACAACUCAUGCGACUCCUUCCCUGUAAAUGAGUCGCUCCUCAUUUAAUGGCUCAAUCUUCGCAUGUUGUUUUUCUCUUGCUUUUCUACAACAUCCUGCCACUUUUCACUACAACUGUUUCUUUCGCUAUUGAUCCAAACAAGGAUGAAUUCCCGGUUAUCGGUUUCGAUGCCUUUACGUUUCACGGGGACUAUUCUCCUCCAUCCCCGCCGCCACCUUCAUUGCCUCCUCUUCCUCCACCGCUCUCCUGCGCGGAGGACCUUAUGGGCAUCGGCUCGCUCGACACUUCUUGCCAGCUCAAUUCCAGCUUGAUCUUCGAUCACGACGUCUACAUUGAAGGAAGCGGAAGCUUACACAUUCUUCCCGGUGUAAUCUUCGGCUGCGCGGUAAGGGGUUGCUCGAUUUUAAUCAAUGUAAGUGGUGAAUUCACUUUGCGCCUCAAUGGGAUGAUAGUUGCUGGGUCAGUUUCGAUUUACGCUUCGAAUGCAAGUUUACUUUCUGGGUCUGUGGUGAAUGUAACUGGCUUGGCGGGUGAACCCCCGGCCCAGACCAGUGGUACUCCCUCCGGGGUGCAGGGUGCUGGAGGUGGCCAUGGCGGCAGAGGCGCCAGUUGCGUCACAGACAAUACAAAACUGCCGGAUGAUGUGUGGGGAGGGGACGCGUAUUCGUGGUCAUCAUUGGACGAGCCGUGGAGUUAUGGGAGCAAAGGUGGCACGACUUGUAAAGGGGAGAAUUAUGGAGGGGAAGGAGGUGGCAGGAUAUGGUUGGAGGUGAAAAGCUCGAUUGAGGUUGACGGGGGACUCAUGGCUGAUGGUGGAGAUGGUGGUGUGAAGGGGGGAGGAGGUUCUGGUGGCAGCAUUUAUAUCAAGGCUCAAAGAAUGACUGGACGUGGACAAAUAAGUGCUGCUGGAGGAAAUGGAUUUGCUGGGGGUGGUGGUGGAAGAAUAUCAAUAGAUGUUUUUAGCAGACAUGAUGAUACAUAUUUCUUUGUUCAUGGUGGAAGGAGUUUUGGCUGUCCAGAGAAUUCAGGUGCUGCAGGAACAUAUUAUGAUGCUGUGCCUCGACGGCUUAUUGUUAGCAAUAGCAAUCUGUCUACAAACACUGACACACUUCUCCUGGAGUUUCCUAAACAACCACUUUGGACAAAUGUUUACAUUCGGAAUCGUGCCAAGGCUUCUGUUCCUUUAUUUUGGAGUCGUGUUCAGGUUCGUGGACAAAUUCACUUAUCAUGUGGUGCACUUCUGAGUUUUGGGCUUGCUCAUUAUGCCUCAUCAGAGUUUGAGUUGAUGGCAGAAGAACUUUUGAUGAGUGACUCAAUUAUCAAGAUAUAUGGAGCCUUAAGAAUGUCUGUUAAGAUGCACUUAAUGUGGAACUCAAAAAUGCUUAUUGAUGGUGGUGGUGAUGCAAUAGUGGCAACAUCAUUGCUUGAGGCAAGCAAUUUAGUGGUUCUCAAGGAAUCAUCUGUUAUAAGUUCCAAUGCUAAUUUGGGAGUCCAUGGACAAGGUUUUUUGAAUUUGUCAGGGCCAGGCAAUAUGAUUGAAGCACAACAUCUCAUCCUAUCAUUGUUUUUUAGCAUAAAUGUUGGACCUGGUUCCACUUUGCGAGGUCCAUUGGAGAAUGCCAGAAACAAUGAUACGACGCCGCACCUCUACUGUGAACUCCAGGAUUGUCCUGCAGAACUAGUUCACCCUCCUGAGGAUUGUAACGUGAACUCUUCACUGUCCUUUACUCUUCAGAUCUGUCGAGUUGAAGAUGUGAUAGUUGAGGGCAGCAUGAGAGGAUCUGUUAUCUAUUUCCACUGGGUUAGAGCUGUAAUUGUCCAUGCUUCUGGAGCAGUUACUGCAGCUGGGUUAGUGAUGGGUUCCUUGGAACAUUCAGUCUCAAGUUUGUAUAUUUAUGGUUCGCUUAGAGCCGACGGAGAAAGUUUUGGGGAAGACAUUAGAAAGCCAGGUGGUGGCAUCAUGUCAAAUAUAGGCCCUGGAGGUGGAGCUGGUGGGACAAUUCUUUUGUUUGUUAGUUCGCUGGUGCUAGGUGAGGCUGCUAUUAUCUCAGCAGCUGGGGGACAUGGGAGUCCCAAUGGCGGUGGUGGUGGAGGUGGUGGAAGAGUUCACUUUCACUGGUCUGAUAUUUCCACAGGGGAUGAGUAUGUACCUCUAGCUAGUGUGAACGGAAGCAUCCUAACCAGGGGAGGAUUUGGCAGCGGUCAAGGUCGUACUGGGGGAAACGGAACUGUUACUGGGAAGGCCUGUCCAAAGGGGCUCAAUGGAAUCUUUUGUGAGGAGUGCCCUGUUGGGACUUUUAAGAAUGUCAGUGGAUCUGAUAGCUCCCUUUGUCGUAGUUGCCUCUCUUACGAGCUUCCGAAUCGUGCUAUAUACAUCAAAGUUCGAGGUGGUGUCACUGAAAGUCCUUGCCCGUACAAGUGCAUUUCUGACAGAUAUCACAUGCCACACUGUUACACAACACUUGAAGAGUUGGUUUACACUUUUGGUGGACCAUGGUUGUUUGGUCUUAUUCUUUUAGGUCUUCUUGUUAUGUUGGCUCUUGUUCUUAGUGUUGCAAGGAUGAAAUAUGUUGGCGGGGAUGAAUUACCAGCUCAAGUACCUGCUCGACGUAGCUCCCGAAUAGAUCAUUCCUUUCCUUUCUUAGAGUCAUUGAAUGAGGUUUUGGAGACAAACAGAAAUGAGGAGUCCCAUAGUCAUGUACAUAGAAUGUAUUUUAUGGGGCCAAAUACUUUUAGUGAACCUUGGCAUCUUCCCCACUCUCCUCCCGAACAAGUGACAGAAAUUGUAUAUGAAGAUGCAUUCAAUAGAUUUGUGGAUGAGAUUAAUGGUUUAGCUGCCUAUCAGUGGUGGGAAGGAUCAAUCUACACCAUCCUUUCUGUCCUUGCAUAUCCGCUUGCUUGGUCCUGGUUACAGGGAUGCAGGAAAAAGAAAUUGCAACAACUUCGUGAAUUUGUUCGGUCAGAAUAUGACCAUUCUUGCUUACGUUCAUGUCGUUCACGUGCUCUCUAUGAGGGGCUUAAGGUAGCUGCAAUGGCCGAUCUAAUGCUUGCAUAUGUAGACUUUUUCCUUGGUGGAGAUGAGAAAAGAGUUGAUCUACCUGCACGCCUUCAUCAGAGAUUCCCAAUGUCAAUAAUAUUUGGUGGAGAUGGCAGUUACAUGGCUCCUUUCUCACUUCAGAGUGAUAAUAUUCUUACAAGCCUUAUGAGUCAGUCUGUUCCACCAACCAUAUGGUAUCGACUGGUUGCUGGUCUGAAUGCUCAACUGCGCCUAGUUCGCUAUGGGCAUCUUAAAAUUACAUUUGGUCAUGUCAUCAGCUGGCUUGAAACACAUGCAAACCCCAUUCUUAGCACAUAUGGUGUAUGUGUUGAUCUUGCCUGGUUGCAACCUACAUCUUCUGGAUAUUGCCAGUUUGGACUCUUGGUGUGUGCUAUUAAGAAUGAAAGGGUGCCACAAUCAGUGGGAAGCCAAGCUGGGUCUUCACUUCUCCAAGAACAGUCAUGUUUGCAUCAAUUUAAUCAAAGGGAUUCGCAGCAUUCUUUGAGACCAACUGAACAUCUGAUGACAUGUAGAAGGAUAUUUGGAGGAAUUCUGCAUGCGAAAAGCUUAAGGACACCUAAAAUGAAGAGGGCUAUAUGCUACCCCUUCUCUUUUAUUAUUCGCAAUUCUAAGCCUGUUGGUCACCAGGAUCUGGUUGGCUUACUCAUUUCUAUGCUACUUCUAGGAGACUUUAGCUUAGUUCUGCUUACUUUGCUACAGCUGUAUUCAAUUUCAUUGCUGGACUUCUGUCUGGUCUUAUUUAUUCUUCCUCUUGGCAUACUCCUUCCAUUCCCAGCUGGAAUCAAUGCUUUGUUCAGUCAUGGACCUAGAAGGUCAGCAGGCCUCGCACGGGUAUAUGCUCUAUGGAAUGUUACAUCCUUGAUCAAUAUUAUGACUGCCUUCAUCUGUGGAUUUCUUCACUACAGAGCCCACUCAAAUAAAAAGCAUUCAAGCUUUCAGUCCUGGAAUUUUAGCUUGGAUGAAAGUGAAUGGUGGAUGCUUCCUUCUGGAUUGGUGCUGUGUAAAAUUAUCCAGGCACGGCUUGUUGAUUGUCAUGUGGCAAACCUGGAAAUUCAAGAUCAUUCAUUAUAUAGCAAUGAUCCUGAUCUGUUUUGGCAGUCGUGAAGAUAUUCACUCGUUAGAGACAGAUGAAGUUAGGUACUCCGCAUAGGCCAUUAUCUCUUUCCCGAAAUAUUUUCUUUCAUAUAAAUAUUUUUUUCGUAGCUUUUUCUUCGGCCCCUGCUUUUCGUGUUUUCUAAGAUAGCAGGAGAGGGAAUUGAUGCUUAGAAAAAUGAGAGAACAAGAAGGGAUGAGUUGGGUAGCUCAGCUUUUAGAUUUGAUGUGGUGAAAAUAGAGUAUAUAAGAAGUUACUUGUAGAGUGUAAUUCAUCUUUUACCAAUUUUGGUCAAUCUUUUCUUCUGUAUACAUAAAUCAUUUCCCGCCCAAAUCUGUACCAGUGUGAAAAUGGUAGUGGUUGUAUAUAACAUUACAGAAAAAAUUUGACUUAAUGAUUCAAAAUGAUUCCCAGU
Molecule: messenger RNA, 4822 nt
Organism: Carica papaya (papaya)
Lineage: Eukaryota; Viridiplantae; Streptophyta; Magnoliopsida; Brassicales; Caricaceae
Source: RefSeq, a predicted model, not a curated record